AUCUCUCUCUCUCAUCUGUUCUUCCUUUCUCGUGAUCGGAUCACAGUGUCUCACACACACACACACACACACUGCAGAUCGGCGUGAAUGCGCGUGGAAGGUGGGCGGGGUUUUGAGAUACGGAUGGAUCUCUCCUCCUCCUCUCUCUCUCUCUCUCUCUCUCUCGGUGUUUAUACUCGGUGACAGGCGGCCAGAUAACGGAGGUGUGUGCGUGUGUGAGGUGGAGCGGCAGCAGGAGCGUCCUGUGUGAGUGAAGAGCAUGAGGAGAUGGAUGUGGAUCAGUGUGAUUAUUCGGAUGAUCCGUGGGUGAUCACGGCUGAACAGUUGGAUUAUUACACGCAUCAGUUCCUCAGUCUUCAGCGCGACCUGAGCGGCCUCGUCCUGGGCCCUGAUGCGAAAAACUUCUUCACAAAGUCGAAGCUGCCCAUCCGUGAGCUCUCUCAUAUAUGGGAGCUGAGCGAUGUGGAUCGGGACGGAGCCCUCACCUUCCCAGAAUUCUGCACGGCGUUUCACCUGGUCGUGGCACGAAAAAAUGGUUACCCGCUUCCUGAUCACCUGCCGCUCACACUCCUCUCAGCUUUCAGACCUGCACCUCAGGACUCGCAGCCUCUCAUCGUGUUUGAGGACGCAGAGACACUCAGGCAAAAGGAUAUAGACAUUAUCAACCAGCAGGAAGUCAGAGACAAGAUGCAUGAGCAAGAUUUCAGUCAGGAGAGAGCAGAUGAAAACCAGCAAAGCAGCACUUUAAAACUAGGAAUGUGUGUGUGUGUUUCAGAUCCUCCUACUGAGCUGGAUAUUAAUGCGAAGUCAAGAACGAGACCCAGGUCUUACUCCAGCACCUCUAUAGACGACGCUAUGAAGAAAUCAGAAGAGCCCCCAACUCCUCCACCACGUCCUCAGAAAACACACUCUCGCGCUUCAUCGCUGGAUCUGAACAAACUCCUGCAGCAGGGCGGGAAGAGCGGCUGGCUUCCUCCUCCUCCUCCCGCACUUCCACCUCGAACUCUGACCUCACAGCAGACGCCUCACUUCCUCCCCGGCGCGGACCAGAACUCCCAGCAUGCAAUGCAGAAGCCUUAUUUUGCAGACAUUAACAAGUGCAGAGUUCAGGAGGAUUCAACAGUGCGCUCCCCAAGUCACACCCCUCAGAAACCUGCACGCAGAAAACUCCACUCGGAAAGCCAGAAUGCCAGUCAUACAGUGGGCGUGGCCUACCCAAACCCUGCAUCUUCAUCAGUGCCCAAACUGGCUCAUAGGCAGAAGAAAGAGAUUCAGACAGCCAUCAGGAAGAAUAAAGAAGCGAACGCAGUGCUGAAACGCCUCAACAGUGAACUGCAGCAACAGCUAAAGGAGAUUCAUCUACAGAGGGUUACUUUAGAGUCUCAGUUGGACCUGCUGCGUCCAUCGGCCUCUACCUGACCUCCUGAAAACACACACACACACAAACACACACACACACACACGCACACACACACACAGUCUGGAACACAGACUAAAAGCACACUGUGUCAGUGAAAAAGGUGCAAAAAAAACUGAAUUUCUAUGGAACUGCGGUAUCUUAAGAUUUGCUUUGCUUUGAUUAAAAUCUGUAUAGCAGGAACUGAGCAGAGUUCAGACAGUUAAUAAACACAACUCCACAAUCGUAUCUAUAGGGCUAAAACUAGAGCUCACACAGUCUUCUAGAGAGUGGAGGAUUAGGAUAGAGGAACAUGAGGAAGGAGGAGAACCGAUUUAACCAGGAGAGCUGGAGUAGGAAAGGUAACACGGGGACCAGAAAACCAAGCACCGUGUUCAGAGUUGAGUUAAUCGAGUGCGAUGAGGAUUUAAUACCGAAGUCGUUCGCAUCCGUAUUCAGGUGUUCGACGUAACUAUAGAGACUAAAGCGCUAUUCAGAAGUUACGUGAGAGUUAUGCACAUGAGAGUUUGUUCUCAGGUGCGUGCAAUCCUGACCUUGAACUCGAGAGUUUCCUGUUUGCGUGAUAUCGGCUCGAGCGAUGAGCACCGCUAAGCCGGCGCCACCGUCUGACAGUUUAAUGUAACAACAACGUGUCACACAUGAGUAACCGAUGGAGCACGGUGUGUAAGGGAUAAUCCACGGAUCGUGUGUUACACGAUUUUAAUGAGGCAAAGAACCACCUCACGUGAAGUGGACCACUUUAUAAUGGUGUAACGAACACCUUGCCGUGGAUUAUCCCACUUACACCACGCUCACUGUCGAGUUAAAUCUGUCAUCGAUGUUUGCGGCGCAAAAUAUCUCUAAAUCAUACACAGAGAUAAAGUAGUGCGAUUAGAUUGCGAAUGAAUUGUAAUAAAUUGUUAUUAGAGAGAGAGAGAGAGUGAAUUACCUGCGUCUGUGCCGCAUCUCUACUAAUAAUGAAGCUGUGAGUUUAACUACUGUACGCAACUGUAACUGUAUGUUACCAUGGUUACAACUGUUUACAGGCAGCACAUUAAUGCAUUCAUUUAGAAUGGUGAUUAAACUGACCGGAACUUCCUGUGCACACUUUCCAGCCAAUCAGAACGGAGUAUUCAGAUAGACCAUGGUAUUAAAAACAACACCAACUGCACAAUAACAGUCCGCGCUGGAUCAAGUGCUGUUCUAUACGCCGCUGAAUAACGAGCGAGGAAGCCAUUUUGUUCAGUUAAACCCAGUGAUUAAUGAGAUCGUUACCGUUAGGACUGUAAUCUACAGUUUUAGAUUGAGAUUUACAUUCAACACUCGCCAUCUUCUCAGUCAGAUAUCAUCAUGUUAGUCUUUUUAUUUUUCGGGUUAAAAGGCGAGUGUUUGUGUUUAUAGAUGUUAUUGAGGAAGCCCAUCUUGGACGCUUCUACUCUAGAAAACUCUGACGUGAACUACAGGUACGUGAUGUGAACAACCGGAACGUGGCGAGCAGUAAAGCAGCUCUGAACACAGGAAAUAUUUUCUUCAGAAUAACUUCCUAGUACUUGGUUCAAGGGUUCUUUAGAGGGUCGUUAUGAUGAUAAUUAAGGGCUGUUACUAUAGCUUCCUAAAAGGGUUUUUCUGAUAUGGACAUACUUUGGGUAGGGUUCUCCUAGAGAACCUUUCAAGAGUGUUCGUGACCGUCCGGCCACAGAAGACUGGAACGUAUCUACUGAUCAUGAUUUAUUGAAUGUCCUUGAAAUUCUUCUUACUGUGAAUCUGCGUUCAUACAAACUUUCCUCAUAUAAUGUUUAUUUU
Molecule: messenger RNA, 3199 nt
Organism: Ictalurus punctatus (channel catfish)
Lineage: Eukaryota; Metazoa; Chordata; Actinopteri; Siluriformes; Ictaluridae
Gene: reps2
Product: RALBP1 associated Eps domain containing 2
Exons: 15
Coding region: 268-1419 (383 amino acids)
Biological process (GO): endocytosis; endosomal transport
Cellular component (GO): plasma membrane; cytoplasm
Molecular function (GO): calcium ion binding; protein binding
Source: RefSeq, a predicted model, not a curated record